Jatropha curcas is the source of this 3420-nucleotide messenger RNA. Its product is annotated as Pentatricopeptide repeat (PPR-like) superfamily protein. Lineage: Eukaryota; Viridiplantae; Streptophyta; Magnoliopsida; Malpighiales; Euphorbiaceae. The record is from RefSeq and is a predicted model, not a curated record. Gene Ontology annotation, molecular function: mRNA binding; protein binding.
ACUUUGACGGGUAAACUUUAAAGCUCCCUCCUUUUCCACUGCCUUGUACCAAAGGAUUACUGAAUUGGACAUUUGGAACCAAAAAGCCCUGAUGAGGAGACUCUUACUGAGAACUCCCUCUACUCUUUCUGCAGUCCUUCACUCUUCUAAACCUCCCCUUCCUUGCAACAAUGGUGGGUCUCUUCCAAGGUUGGGUCCAACUGCCAGCUUCAACUCAAAUCCCAGAUGGAUCUUCAUGUCUAACAAUUCUCUUCCGCCUCCAGAAUGGAUAGACCCUUUCCUUGAUCUAUCUGAUGUAGUCUCAAGUACCCCUCGAAACCUUGAGCCCUCUCCUUGGGUUCACCAAAUUAGUAAUCUUUUAGAUGGGUCUUCGAACAUGGAAUCCAACCUAGAUUCUUUUUGUCACAAGUUCUUGAUCAAGUUGUCACCCAGUUUUGUCUCGUUUGUUUUGAGGUCCAUUGAGUUACAGAAAAAUAUUGAUGUUGCUUUGAGGUUCUUCACUUGGGCAGGUAAGCAAAAGAAGUACACUCAUAGCCUUGAAUGUUAUGUUUCUUUGAUUGAUGCUUUGGCUAUACAUGGUGAGGUGGACAGAGUUAAGUUUGUGUUUAGUCAGUUUAGAGAAAUGGGGUUUUUAAUGACUGUUCAUUCGUCGAAUUCUUUGAUUAAGAGCUUUGGGAGUUUGGGAAUGGUAGAGGAGCUAUUAUGGGUGUGGCGUAGAAUGAAGGAAAAUGGGAUUGAACCAAGUUUGUUUACGUAUAACUUUCUGCUUAAUGGUUUGGUUAAUUCUAAGUUUGUUGAAUCCGCUGAACGGGUAUUUGAGGUUAUGGAGAGUGGAAAAAUUGGGCCAGAUGUUGUUUCAUAUAAUACAAUGAUUAAAGGGUAUUGUGAAGUGGGGAAAGCCCAGAAAGCAUUUGAGAAAUUAAGAUCUAUGGAGUCAAGAAGCGUGGCACCCGAUAAGAUUACUUAUAUGACUCUGAUUCAAGCUUGUUAUGCAGAGGGAGAUUUUGAUUCUUGUUUAAGUCUUUAUCACGAAAUAAAUGAGAAAGGUAUGGAAAUUCCACCACAUGUGUAUAAUUUGGUGAUUGGGGGGCUUUGUAAAGAAGGGAAACGCAUGGAAGGAUAUACUGUUUUUGAGAAUAUGAUUGGGAAGGGAUGCAAAGCAAAUGUGGCAAUAUAUACAGCUUUAAUCGACUCAAAUGCAAAAUGUGGUAAUAUGGGAGAAGCCAUGUUACUUUUUGAGAGGAUGAAGAAAGAAGGGCUUGAACCGGAUGAAGUUACUUAUGGGGUCAUUGUUAAUGGUUUGAGUAAGAAUGGGAGAGUGAAUGAGGCUAUGGAAUGUAUGGAGUUUUGCAGAAGCAAUGGAGUGGCGGUCAAUGCCAUGUUUUAUUCUAGUCUCAUUGAUGGUUUAGGAAAGUUGGGGAGAGUAGAUGAAGCUGAGAAACUUUUUGAAGAGAUGGUCAAGAAUCAAUGCCCACCAGAUUCGUAUUGUUACAAUGCUCUUAUUGAUGCCCUUGCAAAGUAUGGCAAGAUUGAUGAGGCAUUAGCAAUCUUUAAUAGAAUGGAGGUUGAAGGCUGCAAUCAGACAAUUUAUACAUACACAAUAGUCAUAAAUGGAUUGUUCAGACAACACAGAAAUGAAGAGGCAUUGAAGCUGUGGGAUGUAAUGAUUGAUAAGGGUAUCACGCCAACUGCAGCUGCUUUCAGGGCUUUAUCAACUGGGCUCUGUCUAUCUGGCAAGGUGGCCAGAGCUUGCAAGAUUUUGGAUGAGCUGGCACCAAUGGGUGUUAUUCCCGAAACAGCUUUUGAAGAUAUGCUUAAUGUGCUUUGUAAAGCCGGCCGUGUCAAGGAGGCUUGCAAAUUGGCUGAUGGGAUUGUUGAUAGGGGCAGAGAAAUACCAGGAAGAAUUCGCACAGUUCUAAUCAAUGCCUUGAGGAAAGCAGGCAAUGCAGACUUGGCCUUGAAGUUGAUGCAUAGCAAGAUAGGCAUUGGGUAUGAUAGAAUUGGUAGUGUUAAGAGGCGAGUAAAGUUUCAGAUGCUGGUUGAAAGUUGAUUCUGGAUCUAGAUCUUAGAUUCUGUAACACGUUCGGCUAUUAAUUUGAACAGUGCUGACUAUCUUGCUCAUUCUUGUCAUAUCAUAUUGAAUUCAAGAAGAAGUUUGACAUAACUGGACAGAAAACUGUGUCAGCUGUAGCAAUUGUAUGGACAAAAUUUUUGCAGACAAGUCUGAUAAAUUGUCUUCAGUUGCUAGGAGCAUUCCCCAUUCAUGUAUUUAAGUCUCAUGUUUCAGUUUCACAAAAGCGGUUCACACCUUAAUGCUCCUCUGGAACAAGUAAUGAUGUCAGCAUAACCAUUGGAUUGGUUACUAUAUUGUGAAAUGGAUAGUUAUGCAGCAUCAGGUCGAUGAAGAGGUGUGAGUGGAUAAAAAUUCUUGGAGCAAUGACCGGACUGAGUUAAUACAUCCAAUAAUGUGCGGACAAUGUACAAACAAUAAUCGCAAACUUAAAAUCAUCCCUAGUAUAUCAAUUGCAUCUUGCAAUAGUGAAAGAAGUUGCAGAUACUUCAUUUCUUCAAGUAACUUAUCUUUACAACUUGUAGCUGGACCUUUUGGACCUGUUGUCAACAAGAAGGAAAUGACUGUGAUUGGGUUAUUCUUGUUGGAAUUUAUUUCCACCCACUUUUAUCGCUGAAAUGAAAGCCUGGAGCUAUGUGGAGAACCAGAAGAGAAAUCCUGGAAUAUGUUUGAAAUGCUGCAUUAAAUCAUCAUUUAAGUUGGAACACUUCAAUUAUAUUCAUCCAAUCAAGCAGAAUAUUAUGUGCGCCAUGAAGAGAAUCUAUUAUGCAUUGUAAGUUUCUGUAUAUGAUGCACAAUCAAUUCAAGACAGGAUAGUUGUUUGAUUUCUCAGAUGAUUGGAUAUUUAGACACUUGCAAUAUUUGGAUGGCUUAUGAUUAUUGGGAACUAGGUAUCUCAAAAAUUGAAUUUUGAUGCUAAUUGCAAGGUUAGUCAAUUCUGCAGGGCAAGAUUGCAUAAGAGCUAAUAAUUUCUGAAAAUAGUAGCUGUUUUGAGGGCCUGUAUUUUUGUGAUUAGCAAAUAAGGAUUGUGUGAAAAAAAAAAAAAAAAAAAGAUUUGUGGCUUGAGAACUGAAAAUGUUAAACAUGUGGAAGAUUGUGUUUUUAGGAUCUGGCUGAAGCUGGUGACUUGUUGUAAGAAUGGAAAUCUCUUUUGGAACAUGUGGAAAAUAAAUGGUAAGGCAGAAAAGGGCAAAACAGGGUUAAAGCUUUAUAGAUAAUCACUGUUGUAGCAAGAGAUUGUGGUGGUGUGUGAAGAAAAUGACCUUUGAAGAUCUAAAUGAUUACAUUUGAAAUUGGAUGGUUUUGAGGCAUGACAAAAAUGAAUCUGAAUAAUUUUGCUACUUUUAAGG